AUGAGAAUAAGCCUAUCUGGAUGCAUGCAGAAGAGAGGGAAGAAUGCAAAGGAAAGCAGAAAGAUGGCACAUCCUUUGGAGAAUAUGGUGGCUGGUACAAAGCUUGCAAAGUUGACAGUCCAACAGUAACAACUACUCUGAAGAACCUUGGGGCACUUUACAGACGACAGGGCAAAUUUGAAGCUGCUGAGACAUUAGAAGAGGCAGCAAUGAGGUCUCGUAAACAGGGUCUUGACAAUGUUCACAAACAGAGAGUUGCUGAAGUGCUGAAUGACCCUGAGAGCAUAGAAAAGCGACGAAGCCGAGAGAGCCUCAAUGUGGAUGUGGUAAAGUACGAGAGUGGCCCCGACGGCGGCGAGGAAGUGAGUAUGAGCGUAGAGUGGAACGGGGACGGCACGGGAUCCCUAAAGCGCAGCGGUUCCUUUAGCAAGCUCCGAGCGUCCCUGAGACGCAGCAGUGAGAAGCUGGUUAGGAAGCUGAAGGGAGGAAGUUCACGGGACAGUGACCCAAAGAAUCCGGG
Acanthisitta chloris (rifleman) is the source of this 520-nucleotide messenger RNA. RefSeq names its product kinesin light chain 1-like. The annotation marks the transcript as partial. Gene Ontology annotation, molecular function: kinesin binding. Gene Ontology annotation, biological process: axo-dendritic transport. The transcript is spliced from 5 exons. Lineage: Eukaryota; Metazoa; Chordata; Aves; Passeriformes; Acanthisittidae. The record is from RefSeq and is a predicted model, not a curated record. Gene Ontology annotation, cellular component: membrane-bounded organelle; cytoplasm; kinesin complex.